Messenger RNA from Sorghum bicolor (sorghum), 2140 nucleotides. RefSeq names its product cytochrome P450 90B2. Gene Ontology annotation, molecular function: heme binding; iron ion binding; monooxygenase activity. The transcript has 8 exons. Gene Ontology annotation, biological process: sterol metabolic process. Bases 387 to 1904 code for a protein of 505 amino acids. Lineage: Eukaryota; Viridiplantae; Streptophyta; Magnoliopsida; Poales; Poaceae. The record is from RefSeq and is a predicted model, not a curated record.
UCGGAUGAUCGCACCAAGAAUAAAUCUCUGGCUAAAGAGCCCCACAGCCACCUCUCAAAAACUUAUAUAAGAGCACCACAGAGCUCAGAGGGGAGCGAAGUGGGCGCUUAUUAGCUUCCUACCAGUUUUUUUUUUCUUUGCGCAAAGCUUGCACUUGCUGAGAGAGGGAGAGAGAAAUCCAGAGCUAAAGGCGCUCCCUCUCUUGCUUUCUCUCUCCAACCCAUCCUCUCUCGCUCUCUCUUUCUCUCUCCACACACACAUAAAAACCAACGAAGCGGGCGUCUCUAGAGUGAUCAUCAGGCAGAGAGGCAGGCUAGGCAGGAAAUAAAUUUGAAGAAAGCUAGACCUGUGCUCUGAUCAGUAGGAGGGGUGUGAGGGGGGAGGUCAUGGGCGCCAUGAUGGCCUCCAUAACCAGGGAGCUCCUCUUCUUCCUCCCCUUCAUCCUGCUGGCCCUCCUCGCCCUGUACACCACCACCGUCGCCAAAUGCCACGCCACCCACCACCAGUGGCGCCGGCCGAAGAAGAAGCGGCCGAACCUGCCCCCGGGCGCCCUCGGAUGGCCUUUCGUCGGCGAGACCUUCGGCUACCUCCGCGCCCACCCGGCCACCUCCGUCGGCCGCUUCAUGGAGCAGCACGUCGCACGGUACGGCAAGAUAUACCGGUCGAGCCUGUUCGGGGAGCGGACGGUGGUGUCGGCGGACGCGGGGCUGAACCGCUACAUCCUGCAGAACGAGGGGCGGCUGUUCGAGUGCAGCUACCCGCGCAGCAUCGGCGGCAUCCUGGGCAAGUGGUCCAUGCUGGUGCUGGUGGGCGACGCGCACCGGGAGAUGCGCGCCAUCUCGCUCAACUUCCUCAGCUCCGUCCGCCUCCGCGCCGUGCUGCUGCCGGAGGUGGAGCGCCACACCCUGCUGGUGCUCCGCUCCUGGCCGCCCUCCGACGGCACCUUCUCCGCGCAGCACCAAGCCAAGAAGUUCACGUUUAACCUGAUGGCGAAGAACAUAAUGAGCAUGGACCCCGGCGAGGAGGAGACGGAGCGGCUGCGGCUGGAGUACAUCACCUUCAUGAAGGGCGUCGUGUCAGCGCCGCUCAACUUCCCGGGCACGGCCUACUGGAAGGCGCUCAAGUCACGCGCGUCCAUACUUGGAGUAAUAGAGAAGAAGAUGGAGGACAGGCUUGAGAAAAUGAGCAAGGAGAACUCGAGUGUGGAGGAAGAUGAUCUUCUUGGAUGGGCCCUGAAGCAGUCCAAUCUGUCAAAGGAACAGAUCCUGGACCUCUUGCUGAGCCUGCUCUUCGCUGGGCACGAGACCUCGUCAAUGGCGCUGGCCCUCGCCAUCUUCUUCCUUGAAGGAUGCCCUAAGGCUGUUCAAGAACUCCGGGAAGAGCAUCUGGAGAUUGCUAGGAGACAAAGGCAAAGAGGGGCGUCCAAAUUGAGCUGGGAAGACUACAAGGAAAUGGUUUUCACGCAAUGUGUUAUAAACGAGACAUUGCGGCUUGGCAACGUGGUCAGGUUCCUGCACCGGAAGGUCAUCCGAGAUGUGCACUACAAUGGGUACGACAUACCACGGGGGUGGAAAAUCCUGCCGGUUUUAGCGGCAGUGCAUCUGGAUUCGUCGUUGUACGAGGACCCCAACCGGUUCAACCCUUGGAGAUGGAAGAGCAACGCGCCGAGCAGUUUCAUGCCGUACGGCGGCGGGCCGCGGCUGUGCGCCGGGUCGGAGCUGGCCAAGCUGGAGAUCGCCAUCUUCCUGCACCACCUGGUGCUCAACUUCCGGUGGGAGCUGGCGGAGGCGGACCAGGCCUUCGUCUACCCCUUCGUCGACUUCCCCAAGGGCCUGCCGAUCAGGGUCCAGCGGAUCGCCGACGACCAAGGGCAUCGCAGCGUUUUGACCGAGAGCACAAUGUAGCGGUGUACGGGUACGGAGGCAGUACAAAUUUUCGUUGCAUUUUGGGGGUGGCUGGUGUAAUGUAGAUUGUGAUAUAUAAUAUACUGAUGAAACAAGAUAGAAGGAUGUAUAGACAGAGAGCAAAGAGGAUGCUGGUCCAAAAAGUGUUUGGGUAGGUAAAAUGUGUACUCAGUAGGGUUGUAAUAAGGCCGGCCCAUGGCCCAUGGCAAGUAAUAAUAGAGAUAUAGACUAGUGGA